This is a messenger RNA of Nicotiana attenuata, 717 nucleotides long. RefSeq lists its product as uncharacterized. Lineage: Eukaryota; Viridiplantae; Streptophyta; Magnoliopsida; Solanales; Solanaceae. The transcript is spliced from 3 exons. The record is from RefSeq and is a predicted model, not a curated record. Gene Ontology annotation, molecular function: nucleic acid binding. The coding region runs from base 1 to 717 and encodes 238 amino acids.
AUGGUAAUCUUUGAACCCAUUUUCAAAUUGUUAAAGAAGGAUGUUGCCACAAAAUGGAUGGAGGAGUGCCAGAAAGCUUUCGACAAAAUCAAAGAGUAUCUAUCAAACCCGCCAGUGCUGGUUCCCCCGGAACCAUGGAAACCAUUUUUGCUCUAUUUGUCAGUCUUGGACAAUGCCUUCGGCUGCAUAUUGGGACAGCAUGACGAAACCAGGAGAAAGGAGCAGGCCAGCUACUACUUAAGCAAGAAGUUCACACCAUGCGAGGCCAAGUUCCCCCGCGGUCCACGGCGUUCCACCGCGGUCCACCUCGCGGUUCCAGGCAGGAAGCCUUGCGGUCCACCCCGCGGCCGCGCGCCUGGGCGCGCUGGUGACGCAUGUCCAAAGGCUAUCAAAGGACAAGAUUUAGCCGACCACCUCGCCGAGAAUCCAGUGGAUGGGGAUUACGAACCACUAACCACGUAUUUCCUCGAUGAAGAAGUACUAUUUGUUGGGGAAGAUAUUGCAGAGUUAUACCCUGGGUGGAGGAUGUUUUCCGAUGGAGCAACAAACUUAAAAGGAGUCGGGAUUGUUGCAGUCUUGAUUUCAGAAUCUAGACAACACUAUCCAGCAUCGGCGAAGAUAAGAUUCACUUGUACCAAUAAUAUGGCUAAAUACGAGGCAUGCAUCCUUGGAAUGAGAAUGGCAGUCGACAUGAACAUCAAAGAACUUUGGACAUAG